CAGAACAAAACUGCUAUCAAUCAGUGAAUAAUCCAUUAAAGACCUUCAUUUAUCGGCCCCAUUUUUUCUGAAAAGAAACCCUACAUUUUCCGCACUACCCCCUCCAGUGAUUGAAGCAAUGCAAUGCAUUUAAUAUUUAACCAUGCGAUAAGCCACUUUUCGAUCGCACGCAAAAGAGCAGCACAUCAUGAUGUCACCACCCCCACGCCCACCGCAGGGAAAUAUGCCCAAAUUAAAUGUAAAUAAUCGCGGAUUAAUUGCCAAACCCGCACCGACACUGACGCUGACACUGGUUCUGACAGCCACGGCGGUGAUGGCGUUGAUGACGUUCCCCGGUGGCCACGCGGCUCCCUCACUCGCGUCCAAAUCCUGGCCACCGAUGAAAAAUUACGACAUUUGGGGAACGCCCACCGCUGGUGGUGAUCAAGGGGACCGGCGUGGGGUCUCGCGGGACGCGGAUUUAUCGUCGUCGUCGUCGUCGUCGUCACGGAGGAUGCUGUCGGGAUUUGACCCCAAUUUGGCGGAUGGAACCAGAUUUCGGCGGAGAGGUUGGACUGGUCGGAACGGCGACAGUGAGUCCGGCUUUGGAAUGGAAGGCGGAUUAGCGGGAGAGAGUGAUGUCCUCGGAUUAGGCGAGAGGAACGACUUUGGAUUCAAUCGGACAAGAGGGCGGAGUGCAAAGGUGCUCAACUUUUUCCCGGUCCCGGUGGACGACGAGUGCCUCUCGGAGGACGGCCUGCGCACCGGCCAGUGCAUGAACGUGUACGAGUGCCGCAUCCAGGGCGGGGCGGCCCGUGGCCAGUGUGCCCUCGGCUUCGGCGUUUGCUGUAUCUUCACGGCCACCUGCGAUCAGGAGAUGGCCAACAACAUCACCUACUUUCUGUCGCCGAGCUUCCCGGCGCUGCUACCCAAGGACAUGUCCGUCUGCAAGCUGAAAAUCAAGCUGAUGAGCGAGGAAAUUACCCAGCUUAAAUUUGAUUUCGUCCAUUUUGCAUUGGGCCAACCCAACCGCCGAACGGGCAUCUGCGACGGCGACGUGUUCAAACUGGCUGGUGGCGUGCUCCCCUUCAAUCUGUGCGGCCAAAACAGCGGCCAGCACAUGUACUACGACCUGAGUCCGAAGGCCCGUGCCGACGAGGAAAUCGAACUGGAGAUGAACUUUUCGCCGCGCUCGUUCGCACAGCGUCUGUGGGAGAUCCGGGUGACGCAGAUCCCGUUCAGUCAGAGGGCACCUAGUGGGUGCAUGCAGUAUUACACGGGGAACGAGGGGAUCAUCCAGACGUUCAACUUUGCCGAGAACGGACGGCAUUUGGCGAACCAUAACUACAGGGCUUGCAUCCGGCAGGAGAAGGGCAUGUGCUCGGUGGCUUACGAGCCGUGCCACGAGCAGUCGUUCCGGAUCGGGAAUCCGCUGGAGAGUAGUUCGGGGGGAGGUGGGGGAUCUGGGGUUGGUGGUGGGGGUGGGGCUGGAGGAGCGGCUGCUGGAGUUCCUGGAGGAGGGGUGGGUCCGGCGGGGACGGGGACGUUUACGGAUCCUGGGAUUGCAUCGGAUCCGUUGGCACCAGCGGCGGACAUUCCGGCGGCGGAUGCCGGUGUUCCUGGAGAAGCGGAUGCUGGUGAGACUCCUGGACUGUUGGACAGUCCGGCGAACGAUGAGGGAGUGGCUGCGGACGAGCCCGCUGUUGAUGAUUCAGUGGCGGACGAAUCUUCACCGGAUGAAGCCCAAGCGGAUGAUCCGGAUGCCGAGGAGGGGUCCGGUGGUGGGGGAGGAGGAUUCUUUGGAAGCUUCUUCCCGUCGUUCUUCUCGCGACGAAGUAUCUUCGACUCAUACAGUAGCUUUGAGGGAUCUCACCGGCAAGGUCGCUACGCGCGUCAGUUUGGCUCGACCUGCACGGAUCGAAUCACGCUGCCUUGUAUUGUGGAAGAUUUCAUUGGAGCUGGCAUGGGAGACGUCCCGAGCUGCAGUCCCGUGCACUGUGGCAACUCACUGUGUCCGCUCGGGGUGUCACCCUGCCGGGUGGAGACUUCGGUGACCCCGUUCGGGUUGGGGAUCCACUUUGGUGAGGGGUUGGACAAGGGAAGCCCGGAAGACAAUAUUGGGGCGUGUUUGCGGUACAACCAACUUCCGUGUGCCGAAUGACAGAAAAACUCUAGAUUUAAGCAGUGCGUGUGGUUGUGAACGAGAACGAUAGAUUAUUUAUUAGCUGUGAGUGUCUGCCAGUAAAAGUAAGGCUAAAUUUAUGUUCGA
Molecule: messenger RNA, 2248 nt
Organism: Culex pipiens pallens (northern house mosquito)
Lineage: Eukaryota; Metazoa; Arthropoda; Insecta; Diptera; Culicidae
Exons: 5
Coding region: 188-2140 (650 amino acids)
Source: RefSeq, a predicted model, not a curated record